This is a messenger RNA of Darwinula stevensoni, 1050 nucleotides long. The record is from the annotation of a GenBank genome assembly. NCBI's taxonomy places the organism in Eukaryota, Metazoa, Arthropoda, Ostracoda, Podocopida, Darwinulidae.
AUGCGUCUGUUCAGGGCAUGGGUGAUCGGCGUUCUGCUGCCUGCCGUGGAGAUGGGCAGCGGUGGCGGCAACAACAACAACAGCGGCAGCGGCUGCUCCGACGGCUGGAUACCCAACGGCGAUUUCUGCUUCUCCUUUUCGAAGAGCACGGCGACCUGGGCGGAAGCCAAGGCCCAGUGCGAAGCCGACGGGGCCAGCCUCGCCAAACCCGCCGACGACGACGAAAACCGUUUCUUCGGGAACAACGUCAAUUUCCUCUGGACCUGGAUCGCGGCCGUGAGAAACGGAAAUAGCUUCGUCAACAGAGAUUCCGUCAGGGCAAGUAGUUACGACAAUGACGAUGGAAACGUAACUCAGGGAUAUUUCUAUCCGUCCUUCAUGUACUCUCGGCAAUGGCGCAACGUGGACUGCAACAAUCAGUACGGUUUGAUCUGUGAACUGUCGCAUACCAACUCGUGUAUCGAUAUCGUGGCCAUCGGCUCAAAAUGCUACAUGCCGAUACAGACCCUCAUGCUCAGCUGGGAUGUAGCCAAUUUUCACUGUACCCGAGCCGGAGGCAUCUUGGCCAAGAUGGACAGCGCAGCAAAAACUGCCGCUUUUGCUGUUUUCAGGGAUACAGGACGUUUCUCAGGCAUCGAUCCCAGCAAGGAACCCCCGAUCCCACUGAACCUCUGGAUCGGCGCGAAGCGGGACUCGCCUGGAAGCCCUUUCAAGUGGACGGACGGCAGUGAACUCGCCUUCGCCGAUUGGUUUCCGGGCUACCCCGAUUCUUCGUCAGGCGACUGCGUGGCAGCUUUCCCGAGCACGUGGUCCACUGUGGGCUCUCUAGCUGAAAACAACGUCACCCGGAGGUUCGGAUUCGUGUGCCGGCGUGCGAAGAGCAGAUCGGCACUGGCCGACUUCAUUGCUUAUCUAUAUCAGACCGUCAUCGGAUUUUUCCUCUGAUCGUUUUUCCAUUCACCGGAUAAUUUUCUGCGGCGCUUCGAAGCGAUCACCGUUAUGCCUUCGUGCUCGCUCCGGUGCGUUCUCUGUCUUUUUUUCAUCCUUGGG